CACCAGUAAUGAACCGUGGCUGAGCCAGGUAGACAUCUUUCAAGUGCGCACGAUCUCUGCAAGUGACAGACCUUCGCGGAGGGCCAUAGACAGCGCUAUUGUUAACUUUUUCAUACAGUCUUUACUCGCUCACGAUCACCAUCUACCCUAAUCAUGCCUCCAAAAAAGCAGAAUAUGCCUUCGGGUUCGAAGGUCAAGGAGGACAAGACUUUUGGCAUGAAGAAUAAAAAUAAAUCUGCCAGGGUCCAGAAACAGGUGCAGAUCUUGCAGCAGCAGCAAGCCAUGACUGGCAAGUCCAAGGAAGCGGUCGCAAAGGAGAAAGAAAAGGAACUACGCGAGAAAGCGAAACUCGACGAGGAGAAGCGGAGGAAAGAGGAAGCUGCUAUGUUCAAGCCUGUUCAGACGCAGAAGGUACCUUUCGGAGUCGAUCCCAAAACGGUGCUUUGCGCUUUCUACAAAGCCGGAAACUGUGAGAAGGGUAAUAAGUGCAAAUUCAGCCACGACCUCAAUGUUGGCCGCAAGGUGGAGAAGAAGAAUUUGUAUGAAGAUAGCAGGGAAGACAAGCUGAAAGAUACUAUGGAGAACUGGGACGAAGAGAAGCUACGGAAUGUAGUCUUGUCGAAGGCCGGCAAUCCUAGAACAACAACAGACAUCGUGUGCAAAUUUUUCAUCGAGGCCAUCGAGACUCAAAAGUUUGGGUGGUUCUGGGAAUGCCCUAAUGGCAGCGAAAAGUGUCAAUAUAGGCAUGCCUUGCCUCCUGGGUUUGUGCUCAGAUCGGAGCGCAAGGCAGCUGAGGAUGCGGCGAAAGCUAAUAUCAUCAGCCUGGAAGAGUUCCUUGAAGUUCAGCGCCACAAACUAGGGUCAAAUUUAACUCCAGUCACUCCAGAGACUUUCGCGAUAUGGAAGAAGACUAGAAUGGACAAGAAAGAAGCUGAGACGGAUGCAAUGCGGAAAGCGAAAGAGACGCAACAUGCGGCUGGUAAGAACUCGGGCAUGAGUGGGCGAGAUUUGUUCCAAUACAAUCCAGAAUGGUUCGAAGACGACGAAGAAGAAACGGAAGACUGGGAUCUAUCGGUAUACCGUCGGGAGCAAGGCGACUCGGAAGAUGUUGCAAGGGUUGAAGACGACGCUCAAAACGUCGGGAUAUAUGAUGACGAUGGAGGAGAUGACGAUUCUGGGGGGCCAUCAUCAGAUGGCACGUAGAAUAUCUAAGAUAUUGUGUGCUUUACUUCAGGAAGUCAUAUGCAUUUACCCUUGUCACUUGAGAGUCACGGUUGUACAUAAGAA
Suillus clintonianus is the source of this 1287-nucleotide messenger RNA. RefSeq lists its product as uncharacterized. Gene Ontology annotation, biological process: cytoplasmic translation. The coding region runs from base 154 to 1203 and encodes 349 amino acids. Gene Ontology annotation, cellular component: cytosol. The record is from RefSeq and is a predicted model, not a curated record. NCBI's taxonomy places the organism in Eukaryota, Fungi, Basidiomycota, Agaricomycetes, Boletales, Suillaceae. The transcript has 8 exons. Gene Ontology annotation, molecular function: mRNA binding; metal ion binding.